GAGAAUGCAAUAGAAUGCAAUCUUGUAAUUUGUUAAACUUGACAGAUUUUUACAUUCCUUUACAGAUCCAAAAUGUACAUACACACGAUGAUUCUACUGGGUGUUGUGUGGUUUAGUCCACCAUUUCUUGUGAUCCUUGCCUCACCAACCCCUGCUUCAAAUGAUAAGAGAGGCCCCUGUCAAAUCUACAACUCUGGACGCUCCGCAAACUGCCUUGGUCAGCGACUGGAUCAUGUUCCAUGGAAGCACCUCCCUUCCACGCUUGAAAGGAUAGAUCUCUCCUACAAUGAACUUCAUACCAUUCAUGUUAAUUACUUUUCUCGCCUACCUCAUCUUCGUGUCCUCGAGCUGCAGUUCAACAACAUCUCUGUGAUUGAGGACCGUGCCUUCCACAACAACCCCCUCCUGGAGCAUCUUAACAUCUUUAACAACUCCCUAGAGGAAAUCCCUGCCAAAGCAUUGCAGGACCUAUUUAAUCUAAGGGAACUCCUUAUGUCGAAUAACCUUUACACCCAGGCUACAUUGUCAGCUGAUGUUUUCUCCAGAUUGACCCACCUUAAGGCCCUGUCCAUGGGCGGCCCCUUGGUCAAGGGUCUAAGGAAAGGGGACUUCCAGGCAUUGAGGAACAUUCAGUUGCAGGACUUUGCCAUUAAAACUUCAUCAAAUAUCAGUUACUAUGAACCGGGUAGUCUGAAGGUAAUCCAGACAGGUAGAAUGGGUUUUGACAUGGCCAUAGAUCAGAAGCCGAAUUUCCUUCCUUUGAUUCUACGAGACUUGGCCAACAAGACUUUCAGUCUCAUCCAAUUCAGGAACCUCUUUGAGUUCAUGUAUUACUUGGGAGAUGAGGAUAUUUUCAGAGGCUUGCAAGACAUCCAAGUAGAUUCGCUCAUCUUUCACCGUGGAAAAUUCAAUGAGAACCUUAUGAGGAUGGCUCUGUUUAAUCUACAAAUCACCCCCCUUAAACGUCUGACACUUCAAUACAUUGACUUUGCUCGCUCGCCCAACUUUGUGGAUAAUGGCUUGGGCUCCAGUAUCAAAGACCUUGCUCUGAGUAGACUAAAUCUGUGGUAA
This is a messenger RNA of Oncorhynchus masou masou (cherry salmon), 1071 nucleotides long. Its product is annotated as toll-like receptor 4. The record is from RefSeq and is a predicted model, not a curated record. Gene Ontology annotation, cellular component: plasma membrane. Bases 73 to 1071 code for a protein of 332 amino acids. NCBI's taxonomy places the organism in Eukaryota, Metazoa, Chordata, Actinopteri, Salmoniformes, Salmonidae. Gene Ontology annotation, molecular function: protein binding; transmembrane signaling receptor activity. The transcript has a single exon. Gene Ontology annotation, biological process: immune response; toll-like receptor signaling pathway; inflammatory response.